CACGACAUCUUCUCUGUGAUUCCAUUUCUUCCCUUCCCCUGGUUUUUGAGGUGUCGCUAGCUACCACUUAUGGCGGUGUCGCGGGCAACGCUUGCACCGCGGCCAAGUGCGUAUUCGCUGAUUGAGCUAGGACCUUCUGGCACUCGAAAUUUCUGUCCGAGAAACCUUUCCGUGGCCGGAGCGGAGGUGACCUUGCCUGGACGGGCUGGCAGAAAAGGAUCAUGGAUAAACAGAAACUAUCAUACACCUUCCGUUAGGCCGAAUUCAGGUGUUUGGAACCAGGGCCGGGGCCGUGCGCGCGUCGUUGCUGCUGCUGGAACCGGUGCUGGCGAGAGUGUGAAGGAGCUGAAGCAGCAGCUGCUGCGGGCCGUGGGGGGUACUCAAAGGGGCAAGGCUGCGUCCCCCCAGCAGCGGCAGCAGAUAUUGCGACUAAUAGAGCAAUUGGAAGCAGCCAAUCCAACACCCUCGCCCAUGCAGUCUCCACUUCUGGCCGGCACAUGGGCUCUCGUCUACAUCGCUCCAACUGCAGCGUCUUCCAACACCCUGGACGCAUCAGAAGAGGGGCCUUUCUUGGCCCGUGUAAAGCCUUUGGCACUAGGGGGAGUCAGACAGAAAGCAAGCCUGCAGAUAAUCCAUCCUGAGGAGGGGCGAGCGGAGAACGUGGCAUUAUUCACAGCAUGGGGAGUGGACGGCGAGCUGCGCAUAGAUGCGGAGUGCAAGGCACCUGCAGAGGAGAGCAAGCGAGGGGUGCGGUCCACAGUUCGUUUUCUCUCCUUCAAGCUCGCGUUGGGCCCCCUCGGCUUCACCCUGCCUCUCUCCCUCAUCUCGCCCACAGGGUGGAUCGAUGUCACGUACAUAGAUGAGGAGGUGCGCGUGACCCGGGGCGACAAGGGCUCUGUGUUCCUUGCCACGCGCGUCAAGGCUUGAGGAAGGGAUGUGAGGAGGAGGGGUGGGGAUGGUGAGGAGGGAGGGAUGUGAGGAAGGUUGGUACGAGUACGGGUACUGUGCAGGGCUCAAAUUAGCCGGGUAAAAUGCCCUGAUUGCCCUGAUUUUUCAGGGCAUUUUUUCAUUUGGUCUUAAAAAUCAGACUUACGAAAUUUAUUACCCUGAUCCAAAAAGUGUUACGAAAAUAUUACCCUGCCGAAAC
Messenger RNA from Closterium sp. NIES-67, 1147 nucleotides. The record is from the annotation of a GenBank genome assembly. Lineage: Eukaryota; Viridiplantae; Streptophyta; Zygnematophyceae; Desmidiales; Closteriaceae.